AUUCGGGGCAACUCGGCUUUAGACCGUCGUAGCUGCAUAACCCUGGGUCGAAAUCACAUUUUGAGCUGCCAGCGGUGUUCAUCUUCACCCUGUGCAUGGGCGCGAAUCGAAAAACAGCGCUCGUUUAGCCGUUCAAGGCGCCGAGAUCGACCUUGCCUGGUCGAGCGCUUCUCCAGCUCAAGACGCGUUCUCACACAGGCAGCGGAAGGAUGAAGAGCGCGCUCGUCCUCGCCGCGGCGGCCAACGCGCUCGUCGCGCCGUCGGCGCCGGCCGCGUCCACGGUCGUCAGGCAGGCCGGGAAGGUCAUCCAGACGCCGCCGAUCUUAACAAGAGACGACGGCCUCGAGACGCGGCCCAUGGCCGCGGACAUGCCGGGUAUUGGGCUCGAGUUUGGGGGGAAGAUCUUUGACCCCAUGGGCUUCGCCACCUUCUCCGACGAAUCAUUGAUCUGGUUCCGGGCCUGCGAGCUCAAGCACUCGCGCGUCGCCAUGCUCGCCUGCGCUGGCUGGAUCGUGAACGGCCUCCACUUAAGCUUGCCGGGCACGAUCGAUUACUCGACGAAGUUCAGCGACCUCGCCGCCAAAAAACCGCUCGACGCGUGGGCCGCCGUGCCGGUCGGCGGCAAGCUCCAGAUCCUGGGCUGGAUUUUUUGCGUCGAGUGCGCGUCGGAGAUGCAGAAGCCGCACUACCUGAAGGGCGGCGAGUUCGUGACCUACGACUGGGCGAACCUGUCGGGCGCCAUGUCGCCGGAGUCGCUCAAGCGCAAGCAGGAGGCCGAACUCAAAAACGGGCGCCUGGCGAUGAUCGGCUUCAUGUCGUUCCUCGCGGCGAACAACAUCGAGGGGUCCGUGCCGAUGGUCCCGCACUCGGAGGCGGCGAAGAGCAUCCUCGGGCUCUGAGUUGUUGGGCUUUCUUGUGGGUAAGGGGCCUCUCUAUA
Messenger RNA from Pelagomonas calceolata, 937 nucleotides. Lineage: Eukaryota; Pelagophyceae; Pelagomonadales; Pelagomonadaceae. The record is from the annotation of a GenBank genome assembly.